Molecule: messenger RNA, 3478 nt
Organism: Aspergillus calidoustus
Lineage: Eukaryota; Fungi; Ascomycota; Eurotiomycetes; Eurotiales; Aspergillaceae
Source: the annotation of a GenBank genome assembly
AUCUAGAUUAUAUCCUCUUCGGGCCUGGCCUCACCAAGCAGCUUUUCUACGGAAUGUGUGGCGCGCGACGCACAUUCUGGACGAAAGGCUCGCUUGGAAGCGUCUUUUACACUUGCUUUUCUCUUUUCCUUUUUCAAGGGUCUGUUUCUUUUGUUGUUCUUAUUAUAAACUUCAUGUAUCUAUUUUGACUAGGCCUUUGGUUGGGCGGCUGGGUCGGGCCUGGGUCAUACAAUUCUGUCUCAAACCAAAUGAAGACACACAUCAUCAACAUAAGCUUACUCCAUAUAUUGUUCGAUUAUUAUCUGACCCGCUUACCUGGGGUAUGUUCGUCGCCCAUGUAGAUUAUAAUAGCCUGCAUUGCAGCUAGGGAUACUUCAAGCGAGGGGGUUACAAUCAAGGAUGUAAGAAUGCGACAUGUACUGCGCACACUGCACACCUCUGCGUCUGGGAGUACGUACACUUGAGUCCGUAUGCUCACAGAGAGGGCAGGAAGGUCUUCAGAAAGUUGUCUCUCUACUAGUUGAUUACCUGAAGCGCGAAGAGUAAGCAUCCUAGAAAACCCCGUCUGACUGCGGCCACAGCUUAAUGCUAUAAAUACCUUCAGCACUAAAUAAUCAUCAAGAAUGGUCCAGGCACCUAAUAAUGCCAGACUUACCCCAUGCAUAGCCUCCUGGGCGUCUCAUCAACGUGGUCUGACAGGGGGCGGCAUGGUGCCUAAUCCCUAGAAAUGGCACUGCCUGUGGCCAAUCCUAGCGAGGUUUCAAGCUUGAGUGUGCGAAAGAGUACCUAAGUCGGCUGCCGCUGGUACCUGCCGAGAAUGGAGAUGUCAAGGGACUCCCAGAGAAUUGAAGAGUAUCACAAGGUUAGGUACUCCGUACUUGUCCUCGACUCGUAGCAGUACAGUAUGUUCGAGAGGCCAGGGACCUGGGGAAUGCCGAAGGGGCCGAUAACGAUAAGAGUAGCUGAUUAAUAAUGGGAAGAUACCAGUCUCCCGGAUGAGGCGGAGGAACAACCUUAGAAGAUUGAGAAUAUUGCUGCUUUGAAAAGAGUGAAUAGUGGUUAGUUGACAGAGUGUCCUCAAUAAAAUUCAAGUCGGGGCGAUAUUGUCAUCAAUAAAAGUAGCCAAGUAUUCAUCAGUCUAUCAAUAAGAAACCGAUCGGAUGAUCUCUGGUCUCAGAAUCUCCCCAUACAAAAACUCCGCCACCAAGGACAGCUUGUCCACUUUCAAACCCAGAGCUGUCACUCCUUUCGUGUUGCCACAUUACGUUACUUCUCUUUAUCUCUCUGUACUCGAAUAUGCGACCUACUUCUGCCUCAAUUGACCCUUUUUGUUACCAGCUCUAAAGUUAUAUGGCCACGCCUCACUUUCAACACACUCUUUUCAAGUGAAUCCGCGGCGAGGCUUCUCCUUGUUGGUAUUUGCUUGGUUCAUUCUCUACUUUUGGUGCUGCAAUUGUCGACCUGAGCUUCGAUCUCGGCGUCCAAAAUGCCUUCUGCGGCCAAAGUCUUCUACCUGGCCGUCUUCGGUUUCAUGACCGUGGCGAACGGCGAAAGUUCCAAGCAAUCGUCGAUGCAACAUGAUCAUCUCACUUGCGCGAUCGAUCCCAAGGCCAUGGUCUCGGACGCCUGUGUUUCCUACCAUACUAUCGACGCCCUAAACGACCAAGUAUACUCCCUCCUCCAGUCCCUCACGCAAGAAACGGAUUUCUUCUCCUAUUACCGCCUCAACCUCUUUAACAAAGAAUGUCCAUUUUGGUCAGAUGCCGAUAGCAUGUGCGGGAAUAUUGCGUGCGCGGUGAACACAAUAGACUCGGAGGAGGAUAUUCCCUUGACGUGGCGAGCGGAGGAGCUGAGCAAACUCGAAGGCCCCAAGGCAGGGCAUCCUGGCCGCGAGCAACAAAACCAGAGACCGCGGGAUCGACCGCUACAGGGGAUGCUAGGGGAGAACGUCGGAGAGAGCUGCGUGGUCGAGUACGAUGACGAAUGCGAUGACCGGGACUACUGUGUCCCCGAAGACGAGGGGGCUAGUGGAAAGGGCGACUAUGUGAGCUUGGUGGAUAACCCGGAGCGAUUCACUGGGUACGCUGGACCCGGUGCGAACCAGGUUUGGGAUGCGAUUUAUCGCGAGAAUUGCUUUCUCAAACCGGUUCCUGAGCUUGAUCUCUCUCCCUCUCCCCCGGCGAGUGGGCUUCAGGCUGUUCAGGACUUUCGGAACGUCCUUCAGAAGGAGUCAAAGCGGCCUGAUAUCUUGCCACUAGACAACGAGUGUAUUGAGAAGCGGGUCUUUCACCGAGUCGUUAGUGGAAUGCAUGCGUCUAUCUCGACGCAUCUGUGCUGGGACUAUCUGAACAAGACCACGGGGCAGUGGCAUCCCAACCUGCAAUGCUUCAAGGACCGACUUCACGACCACCCGGAACGGAUCUCGAACCUCUACUUCAACUAUGCGUUGGUGUCGCGCGCAGUGUCCAAGUUGCGAAAGCAUCUCGAGGGCUACACAUAUUGUAUCAGCGAUCCGGCACAGGACCAAGAGACCAAGGAAAAGGUCUCGCUUCUGACCUCCACUCUUGCCGAGCGACCCCAGAUCUUCGACGAGAAUGUCAUGUUCCAGGAUCCGAGCACCAUAGGACUAAAGGAAGACUUUCGCAACCGAUUCCGCAACGUGAGUCGAUUGAUGGACUGCGUAGGAUGCGACAAGUGCCGCCUCUGGGGUAAACUCCAGGUCAACGGCUAUGGAACCGCAUUGAAGGUCCUUUUCGAGUACGACGAAACCAAAAACGGCGAGAACCCGCCUCUACGACGGACCGAACUUGUGGCCCUGGUAAACACUUUGGCCCGCAUAUCCCACAGCAUUGCUGCAGUCCGGAGUUUCCACCGCGCCAUGGAAGUCUCCGAUGGGCAGGUCUUCGCUAUCCCGGCCGGAUCAACGGCAGGGAAGAGCCACGCGGGAGUCAAGGGAGAGAGACGUUUAGUCAAGGACGGAGGCUCGACGUUUUACUACGAAGGGGAGACCGACGAAGACUACGAGUACAUUGGCCAGGAACGUCCAUGGGAGCGGCCUCGAAACCGACGUCCAUCGGAUGGCGUUUGGGACGACGUCAAGGCCGAGUUCGCGGUGGUAUGGGAUACCUAUGUCUAUGUGCUGAAGAGCUGGUACAAUCUACCAAAGACAAUUUUCGAGCUUGGUGUCCUCGAAAUGAACCGUCUCUGGAGCUAUUGGCUAGGUCUUCCUGUCCCACCGAGAGCUUGGAAGAUUCGAUUGCCAAAGCGAGAAUCUCGCGGGCACGAUGAGCUCUAAUGGUUGCAUUGUCAAGAUAUUAUUUGAUCUGUGGCGUUUAGGCGGGGUGGGUUGCAUUGCACUGUAAAUACCAGAUAGGGAUCUCGAUACAAAAUCCAGCAUGAUAUAAUACUCCUAUAUUCCUCCUAGUGACUCUCACUGUAAAUGAUUUCUUUAGUAAUAAUAAUAAUCUGGAGUCCUCUC